Molecule: messenger RNA, 633 nt
Organism: Acanthosepion pharaonis
Lineage: Eukaryota; Metazoa; Mollusca; Cephalopoda; Sepiida; Sepiidae
Source: the annotation of a GenBank genome assembly
AUGUCGGUCAGUUCAUUCUCUCUCUCCCUCUCUCUAUCAAUGUCAGUCAGUUCAUUCUCUCACUAUCUAUCUAUCUAUCUAUCUAUCUAUCUAUCUAUCUAUCUAUCUAUCUAUCAGGAUAUGUGUAUUAUCUAUCUAUCUAUCUAUCUAUCUAUCUAUCUAUCUAUCUAUCUAUCUAUCUAUCUAUCAGACUAUAAAUAUAAAUGCGUUAUACGCACAUCUAUCUAUCUAUCUAUCUAUCUAUCUAUCUAUCUAUCUAUCUAUCUAUCUAUCUAUCGCCUACUCAUUUUUCUUUUUUUUUCUUUCUUUCUGUCUUUUCUUCUUUCUUUCUACUUAUCUAUCUAUCUAUCUAUCUAUCUAUCUAUCUAUCUAUCUAUCUAUCUAUCUCAGUCUGUUCAUCUCUCUCUCUCUUACUCUCUCUCUAACCUUUUCUCUAUCUCCUUCUCUUUGUUAGGCUACUACGACUGGAUUUUCAAAGCAAGCCACAUCCACAUAAUUCAAUCCAUUUGGUUUUUGCUUUUAUCUCUCUCUCUCUCUCUCUCACUAUCUAUCUAUCUAUCUAUCUAUCUAUCUAUCUAUCUAUCUAUCUAUCUAUCUAUCUACUCUUUAAUUUUAUCCGGUAUCAGGCCAUAA